Messenger RNA from Vespula vulgaris, 4631 nucleotides. Its product is annotated as RNA exonuclease 1 homolog. NCBI's taxonomy places the organism in Eukaryota, Metazoa, Arthropoda, Insecta, Hymenoptera, Vespidae. Gene Ontology annotation, molecular function: exonuclease activity; metal ion binding; nucleic acid binding. The coding region runs from base 327 to 3980 and encodes 1217 amino acids. The transcript is spliced from 9 exons. Gene Ontology annotation, cellular component: nucleus. The record is from RefSeq and is a predicted model, not a curated record.
UUACUAAAAUGCAUGUAAAUAUAGUUUUCAGUCGAUAGAUGGCAGUUAUAUCGGAUGAUGCGAACGCAGUAUACAUAACCUUUGUCUCUUGCGCGAUAUUAUUUAACGCGCAUCACAAAUUUCUUCACAUUGAUUUUAUGUUAGAUUCAUUUUGUACGAAUUGUAUACGCGAUCGGAGUAACAAAAGUUAUUAAAUUCAAUCGGAAUAGAAAUGAUUCGAUCGUCCAAAACGAUCGAACGUUCGAUUCCUUUCGCUCUUAUAGCGUAAACAGGGUACGCCGCUCAAAGAAUGGAUUCCGCAAAAGGCGGAAUGCGAUGAUUCAGUUAUGUUGCCUUCGACCGGAUAUUUCAAAACGAUAAAUUGUCCGUUUUAUGAGAACGGAUCAUGCGAAAGACCCUAUUGUCAUUUUAAACAUGCUAAACGAGAAGAUACAGGAGGCACAGCAGGAAUGGCUGGAGUGGUGGAGACCCAGGCAACGUGUCAAACUCAAACUACAAAGGUAACUGCCAUGGCUGCUUCAAAUUCAGAUAUGUUACAACAAUUGGUAACGGAAGCUGUUAAAAAGGUGCUUGCGGAUCAAGAAGUUACGGACACGGAUAAAUUCUCUAAAACUAUAGUUUCUCAAGUAGUAGAAGGACUUAAACCAUCCCUAACUUCUGACUCUGCUUCUUCGUCCGAAACAACUGCUAGCAAUAUUAUCGGAAAGCAUAUGAAUAUUCCUACGACCAUAACGAAACCUGUUCCUUGUGUUUACAAUCCAACGCCUAUAGCGGAAUUAAAGAAAAGGCAUAUACCAGUCGUUUCUUAUAUGCCAACUAGAGAAAAUAGAGUGGCUGUAAAACGUAAAUCUUCUCCGGAUAGAAUCAAACCUUGGCUCAGCGUAAUUAAAGAUCCGACAAGUUCGCAAACAACGGAGAUCACUUACAAACCUACCGCAAUCUCUUGUAUUUCCGACCAAGAUUCUGCACAGAGUUACGUACCAACAUUUAAAUCGGAUUCGUCCUCGUCAAAUUCGUACGAGGACAGCAAUUCCAACGACAAUAUACCUAAAGUCAAAGAAGCUUAUUAUCCAAAAUCGAAAAAGAGAAGGGAAGAAUACGUUCCAAAGAAGGUAAAAGCUCCAUUGAAAAAUGUUCAACAAUUAGACGAUACUGUCUUGGAUCAAUUCGAGCCAGAGUUUGACAUGAUCGGAGAAAUAUUAACGGCUGCAACAACCGCUCUUAGCGCGGUACCGAGCGAAGAAUCGCAAGACUAUUGUUUAGAUUUAGAGCCAAAGUUUUCCGACGACGAACCUAUGCCACAUGAUACCAAAGAAAAGAACGUAUCUGAUGUCGAAAAAACUUUAUUUCAUAAUAUUGAAAAGAAGGAAGAAGAAACUGUAUAUGAUACGAAAGUCGUUGAUAAAAAGAGAAAACUCGAUGACGUAGAAAAUGAACUAUUUAAUAAUCACCGUAAUGUCGACGAUACUACCGAGAAAAUUACAAGCAAAAAACUAAGGGAAUCCAACGACGAUGCCAGAGACAAACAUAAGGAAAGAACGAAAGACGAGGAUACGAUUAAAAAAAGUCAUAGAAGUAGUAGUAGAAGUAGUGAUAAGCACAAAAAAGACCACAAUCGCUCAGGAAAAAGUAGCAAGGAAAGUAAGAGUUAUAAAUCUAGUUCAACGGACAAGCAACAAUCUUCGUCGUCGUCCCAUAAAGAUAAAGAGAGAAGUAAGAGCAGUCACGCUUCUAAAGACUCUACUCAUAAAUCGAAAGAACGUUCCGGUCAUAGGAACAAAAACUCGUCUGUUGAAAGAACGAAUAAAGAUAGACAUAAGAGUAGUAAACACGAGAAACAUAGAUCAAAGACAUAUACCUCGAGCUCGAAGUCUGAUAAACAUUCAUCCAAUAGAAGUCAUAGAAAUCAUCGAUCAAGAUCACGUAAUCGAUCGAGAUCACGUAAUCGAUCGAGAUCACGUAAUCGAUCUAGAACGAGAGAUCGGACGCGUAGCCCAUCUAAGAAAGGAAAGCACGAAGAAAAUAAUAGCGAUGAAAAGAAUAUAUUGGUCAAUGAAAGAGAAUCUCUUAGCCCAUCCGAAUCCAUACCAGGUUCUUUCGAGAGAGCUAUUUUUGAUUCGUCCGAUUCUGAACAUGAUGUGCAAGAGGAGUGUCUUAAAAUCUUUCAAGAAUAUAAAGUUUCUAAUCAUCCAAAAGUAGUAUCCAUUAAGGAAUCUACUAAAGUAGAUACUGAAGAUAGCGAGGAAGUUGGUAGAAAGAGAGUGGCACAUCCUUCGGCAGCUACUUCGGUAUCGCGGCAGGUCGGUCCGAGUCAACCGCUUAAGAAACUUCAAAAUCCUCAACAGAAAAUGUAUGAAAGAUGGCGUUUGAUGAGAGAAGCAGCCGCGGAGAAGGCUGCUGAGAAGGCUGCCGAAAAAAUGAUAACUAGUAAUAAAACUCAAAAAUCACCUCCACCAGUGAUUCAGCCUGCCAGUGCCGUAAACGACGAAUCAGUCGAGUCCGUUUCAACGAUAAAUAAUAACGAAUUGCAGAUGAAUGGACAUGGUCGUGUUAGAAUCGCCCACGUCCCGUAUGCAAUGUCGCUGGCAAUGAAGAAGAAACGAGUUACGGAAAAUGUAGGAAAAUCGAACGACGCUAAAGCGGGCGAUGGUAAGACUAUUGCUCAAACUAGUAAGGGAGGUGUACGCGUCGCUCACGUUCCACAAGUGGUCCCACAGCUUGUACGUCCGGAACCGCUUCAACCAACUACGCAAAAGUUCCCAUUGAAUGUUCGUCAGUAUUAUAUUAAUAUUAUGCACGAUGUAUGCGUACAGAUUUAUACGAACGGCGAAGACGCGGCACAACGUGCUGUACGCGAGGAAUUUGCGUGUCAUGAAAAAUGUAAAGCACUUCCCGUAUACAAAAAUUCGUGUAUGUUAGCUGCACAUAGAUUAAGAAAGGAAGUAGAUCAAAGUCGAUCUUCGGAUGGGAGCACAACGAUAGCUAGUGGUACUGUAUCGCACGAAGCCGUUCUCGCUGGAAAAUCGAAAGGUUCUUGGAGCGUGCUAAAAACGAAAAAAGCAAUAAUCGAGUUUAAGGGUGCAGCGUUGUAUUGUAUGUUAAAAAAAUGGAUUAUGACCGAACAACAAUUACAGGAUAAUGGAUUUCCUCGUGUUCAUCCAGAGGGUACUAAGGGACGUGCUAAAGUUUAUGUUAUAAACGCACGUAAUCAAACUGUUCUAUCAAAAGUGCCUAACGAAAGAAUCUGUAGUCGGUGUGGUCAAAAUUAUAUGGUGGAUAAACACGGAUUUCCUGUACAGCAACAGAAUUGUAUAUAUCAUUGGGGAAGAAAAUUUACGAUUAGAGGAGAAGGCAAAUAUAGCUGCUGUCAACAGUAUGGAUCUGCUACUGGUUGUUGCGACGCUAAAUCACACGUAUGGGAUUAUACUGAUUACGAAAAUCUUCGUGGUUAUAUCAAAACGUUACCGAAAGAUGGCUCCGAAGAAGAACAAGGCGUUUAUGCACUCGAUUGCGAGAUGUGUUAUACCACGCAAGGAUUAGAAUUAACAAGGGUAACAGUUAUUAAUGAAGAAUGCAAUGUUAUAUACGAAACGCUAGUUAAACCUCAGAAUCCAAUAGUCGAUUACAAUACAAGGUUCUCAGGGAUUACAGAAGAAGAUAUGAAAGAUGUAACGACAACACUUUUAGAUGUUCAAGCUACGCUUCUUGCUAUGUUCUCUAAUAAAACUAUACUGGUAGGUCAUAGUCUUGAAAGUGAUUUCAAAGCACUGAGGUUACUUCAUGAUACUGUGGUAGACACCAGUGUCAUGUUUCCACAUAGACAUGGAUAUCCUCAGAAACGGGCACUAAAAAAUCUCUGUUCUGAGUAUUUAAGAAAAAUUAUACAAAAUGAUUUUGGCGGUCAUGACAGUAAGGAAGAUGCUGUAGCAUGUAUGGAGUUGGUGCUGUGGAAAGUAAAAGAAGAAGCAAAAUUGCAAUAAACGAAAGAAAAAAUCACAUGAAAAUUAUUCGCAUAUAAAUAAAAUAACAAAUUGCGCUGUAUCGAUUAUACAGCUUUAUAUUAUUCGUUUCUUUUCUUCUUACGCGACACUCUAAUGUCAGUAAUAUACAUAUAUAUAUAUAUAUAUAUAUAUACACACACCAUUUAUACACGUUACAUACAUAUGUAUAUAAAGUAUAUAUAUAUAGCAAUAUAUAUAUAUACCGUGUAUAUGUAUAUAUAGCAAUAUAUAUAUAUAUACUGUGUAUUAUAUAUAUACAUAUAUACACAUACACGCUUUAAAGGCCCGGGAUGUAUCAUUUUUCAAGAUAUAAAUGUACAGUAUACAUAGUAUAUCUUUCUAAUUAUUUUGUUUUCAGGAUAAGUGCGUACAUGAAGUUUCGUAUAGCUUGUAAUAUCAUUCAUGAUAUAUCACAACCUCAUCUUUUUAUAUUUAUGAAUAUAAAUUAUUAGUUUGUUAGUAAGAAAAACAAAACAGAGAAAAAAAAAGAAAAAUAAGCGGUAAACUCAAUGUGUCGGGCUCUUCAGAAAUGCGUAUAUAUCUGUGUCGCGAUAUUUCGAUUAAUAUUUUUGUACUUCGUUAUUCUUACCUAUUUAUAUUUUAGAUCAUUAAAGAAACAAGAUGAGUUAA